GGUCACUGAAGGAAAAACCGAAUCAAUGACCGAUGGAACGUCUGAAGGAUCGGCCGAGUUAACGACCGACAGACUCUAAGACGCCGCCAAACGAGUUUCUCCGUUUGUUUCACCUCCUGCAGGAUGGAGCAGAUUCUCACUGCAGAAGAGAUGCUGUUUAUGAAUGGACUGAGUGGAAAUGUUGCAGAACCGAACUGUGAUCAUCAGCCCUCAUUCGAUUGGCCCACUCAGGAAUCCGAGCUGCAGUACUGCAGUCUGACCAGCAGGGGGCAGAUCAACUCACAGGCUGCCGUUGCUAGCUCCGUCCAUCCUCUGGUCCCCCUCCUCCUCCUCAGCGACAGGCACCUCCCCCUCCGCUCCCCCUACAGCCAGCCAAUCAGCAGGCCCGUUGCCCGGCAGGCCGACCCUCCCUCCUGGACACGCCCCUGUUACCACGGCAACAGCGUUUCCAGGCAGUCGGUGAAGAAGCCGCUGAACGCCUUCAUGCUCUACAUGAAGGAGACGCGACACCAGGUGCUGCAGGAAGGACGGGAGAAGGAGAGCGCCGCCAUAAACCGCAUCCUGGGACGCCGGUGGCGCGCUCUGCCUCGAUCGGAGCAGUCCCGGUUCUACGAUCUGGCCCAGAAGGAGCGGCUGCUGCACAUGCAGCUCUACCCCGGCUGGUCUGCCAGGGACAACUACGGAAAGAGGAAGAGGAAGCAGAUGGCGGGAAACUCUUCCAGGUCAGAGGUCAUCUGCAGCCAGGUUCAAUGAUCCAGCCAAGUCAGACAGCAGCUGCUUGUAAAGAUUUUAUAGACGAUAAUCUGAAACUCUGCACUGAUGUACAGUAAAAAUGAGACGUGGGAAAUGUUUGGGAAUAUUGCAACGUUCUUUAAUGUUCAAAUAAUAUUAGGCAGUCCCGAUCAGAUAUUGAUGUUGAAUAUCGGUCCGAUAUCGGCCAAAGAAAUGAGCAUCGGAUUUAAAUGGAAUGGAUCAAUAAUCUCAGACAGAAGGAGGUCGCUGCAGCAUUUAGUCUGCUCCAACGUUUAGUCCGCUCCAGCAUUUAGUCCGCUCCAGCAUUUAGUCCGCUCCAGCAUUUAGUCCGCUCCAGCAUUUAGUCCGCUCCAGCAUUUAGUCCGCUCCAACGUUUAGUCCGCUCCAACGUUUAGUCCGCUCCAGAUUUUCUGUCCCGGUUCAUAAUAAAUGGGUCAGUUGUUUUCAUACCUAAUGUUUUGACUAUCAUGUUCGGUUUGAAUAAUUUUAAUUGAUGAAGCAUCAUCUCACUUUUCACAAUACAAAAUAAAUAAUAAAUAUAAGUUUCAUCCUGAUAUCGUAUCAGAUAAAUAUGAUCACAGUUAUGAUAUCGGUAUUGAUUUGGAAAUGAAAGUUUUAUUGAAACAUCUUCAUAAUAUCCUGUUUGAAUCCAAUGAGUGUAACCAUGGAAUCCAUUUAAAUGUUUUAUUUUUAUAAAAAUUCACAUUUAAUCAGUUUAAUUCAUGUAAUCCAAAUAAAUCAUUUCAUUCCCGACUGGAAUACAACCAACAACCUGACAGAUUUGGAUGACCGUUUUGUUACUUUUGUUUAAAAUGAUUCUGAAAAGGCUCAAAAAUAUUCAUACAGCUCUAAAGCUUCACCACAUCCUGGAUUUCACCUCCGAUAUUCGAUCGCUCGUCUUUCACACUCCACUCCAGCAGGUGGCAGUGAUGCGCCUUCACCGGUUCCACUAAGAAGUUAAGAACUUGGAAGCAGCCAAAAGGAAAAAACUCCUUCCAUAAUAUCCUGCAUGCCAUCUUUUCUUUGUCCUGUAAAGUGAAAUUUUAUUUUCUGUUUUUAUUCAAGUGUUUCCUCCUAACCGGAGUUUUUCCUGUAAUUAGACGUAGUUUGUGUUUCAUAUAUUGUUAAAUAUUUUCUUCCUCCUGUCUGGAUAUUUACUGUGAAAAUAAAGAAAGUUUCACCAUCUGAGAUUUGACUGAUCGAUUCAAUCCUCCUCAUUUUUGACAGUCAGAAGGGAAAAUAAAUGUUUUGCAUGAUCGAGUCAGCAGAAUACAGCCAUCAUAACAAAACGAAAAAACAGCAGAAAGACAAACCUGUAAAACA
Xiphophorus maculatus (southern platyfish) is the source of this 2076-nucleotide messenger RNA. Its product is annotated as transcription factor 7-like. The coding region runs from base 124 to 753 and encodes 209 amino acids. Gene Ontology annotation, biological process: regulation of transcription by RNA polymerase II; canonical Wnt signaling pathway. The record is from RefSeq and is a predicted model, not a curated record. Lineage: Eukaryota; Metazoa; Chordata; Actinopteri; Cyprinodontiformes; Poeciliidae. The transcript is spliced from 8 exons. Gene Ontology annotation, molecular function: DNA-binding transcription factor activity, RNA polymerase II-specific; RNA polymerase II cis-regulatory region sequence-specific DNA binding. Gene Ontology annotation, cellular component: beta-catenin-TCF complex.